This is a messenger RNA of Camelina sativa (false flax), 1904 nucleotides long. NCBI's taxonomy places the organism in Eukaryota, Viridiplantae, Streptophyta, Magnoliopsida, Brassicales, Brassicaceae. The record is from RefSeq and is a predicted model, not a curated record.
AAAACCACACGUAAUAUCACACUACCUCCCAACCAACUUGUCAUUUAUAAGGGUGCUUUUUAAUACCUACUAAUGUCUCUUGUUAUAUUUAGAGCUUGCUCUUCCUUUAUUCAGAGCCUACACUUCAACCAUGAUGAACCUCCUUACCAUCCCACACCAUCUAGCUAUACACAUUGUUACCCUCCUCGCAAAGGCAGGAUUCCCGCACCUAGGUCCUCUUAUUGCUUCUGGUUCGGAUGGUAUGCGACUUGCGUUUGAUGAGAGCGUUUUGAGAGAAGCCUCAAUACUCCUUAUUGACCACAAUCCAAUUAUUGUCAAUAAUGGAUCUCUCUUUCGUCCUUUCUUCGAACGUACCAUUAUGGCUAGAAACCCUACGGCAAUGUAUUUAGAGGGUAUAAGAUUUAUUGUUCGAUAUGGCGACUACCGUGAAGCCAUACCCUUGCUUGCGUACAAGUGGAGCUUGCUCUUCGGUAAUAACCAUCCAUCCUCAUCCAUGACUUUCACUCUAACCCUUUUGAUGUUAUGUGUUGGGGAAACAUUAGAGGGAGUUGCCCUAAUGACAAAGUUCCGGAGUUCGUUCCUUGAUGAGGCCGCAAUAGAUGUCGUCGCACAAAAGGUUUUCUAUGAUAUGAUCGCAGUGGGGCGAGUGAAAGGAUUGUCAAAGUUACAAAAGAGAAUUCCUACCAACCCUGACGUUUGCGCGAAGUGUUGUCCCUGCAACAGGUGUCCGACAUGCUACACUUGGUGGCGAUGCCAAAGGUUUAAAAAAUUAUUCCUAAUACCUUAAACAAUGCUUCUUGUGCUUCUAUUUUUGUGUUGUCCGUUUUAAUGUUGUCCUUCUUUUUAAUGUUGUCCGUUCUUAAUGUUGUCCGCUCUUAAUGUUGUCCGUCCUUUUUAAUGUUGUCCUUCUUUUUAAUGUUGUCCGUUUUUUGUAAUGUUGUCUACUUUUGUCUACAAGAACUUAAUUGACAUUGUGACAACAUUAAUCGUUUAAACAUUUACACUGUGUACAUUUAUUAUAAGAUGGGGUCCAUCAACCCACUUGUAUGCACUAUGCACUGUACCAAAUCAAACCCUUUGCGUGUUGUCAGAACUGGUUAAUAGAGAUCUCUCCUUUUAUUUAUUUAUAUUUUUUGUUAAUACCGAUAACACCUACAAAAAAACAAUAUCUCCUACAUUAUUACCCUAAUUUUUUCCUCCCCGAGAACUAAGAGAAUCAACUGCAAACAAGUUCUCCUGAGAAUGGGUCGUUAUAGCUACAGCCAACCCUCUUCCUCAUCUGCCUCAUCCGCCUCGUCAAUCAAUUCCCGAGACCGACGUAGCGGAAAAUUUGGGAUCCCUAAGAAGUGUAACUGUGGUGGUGCCUUGUUUCUGGAACCAGAGAUCAAUAAUGGCCACAGCCGCUUAUUCUACAAGUGUGAAAAUUACACGGACGGUGGCCUUCAUCUCGUCAAGUCCUGGGAAAAAGCUGUCUUAGACGAGAUUCACGACCUCCACAUGAAGAUUCUUCAACAGGAGGACCAUAUAUCGUACCUCACUCUAGGACCUGGUGGCGAAACCAUCGAACCGUCAAGGAUGUGGGCUGAAGUCAAAUUCCUGGGUCAAGAAAUGAAGGAACUGAGGCAUCAAAUCCGUCCCACAGUUGAUGGCUACACGGAGCUACUGGAUGAAGUGAGGGGGAACAUCGAAAACCAAGGGUCAAACUAUUCCGGAUUAGCUGUAACACGAAACAGUACGUUUCAUGUUCUCUUAGGGGUUGCGAUUGGGUUUCUCCUCUUUGUCUUGGUUGCCACCCUUUAUUAUGCAUUCAAGUAGUCCAUCGUUUUAUUUGUAGCGUUUGUCCACGGGACAGGUCUUCUUAAACUAAGUUGGUCGUUCAUCUCCCUUGUUAAACUAUUUCGACG